AAACAAUAAGAGGUGUGGUAGGUCGCGCGAAGCCGAACGCGCAAGCGGGGAACAGGAUGCGCGCACGAGGCGGCAAGAAGGUGCGAUUACUGGGAUGGUCGAUUAUUUGCACCGCGCAGUAGAGCUAACCGGGGUCUUCCCUUUCGUUUGCGGCGCCGGAGCAAUAUCAGCGGGAAGGGAAUCUGUCUCCGACGUUGAAACUAUUGAAGAGCUCGGAUGAAGGCGCGAUGGACCGGGGGGCUAGGGUGCGCGUGUGUCCUUGCUUUUUGGCGACUGCCAACGGGUUUACCCUGUUGGCAAUCAAUGGCCUUGCUAUGCUGGAUGAUCAACAUAAGCAGGGGGCGGCGGUGCGGAGAGAUAGUAUCAAAAGGAAGUACACAAAGGGGAAUAUGGAGUAUACGCCGAAGGAAAAGAGAUAUGAUGACAACGAUGUUGCAGGAGAAAUGAAGAAGCAGAAAAAGAGAGAAGAUUAAUCCCCGCAUUAGCCAACCAAAAGCCGUUAUUACGGGUAUAUUUUCUUUCUUUCUCCACAUCCAGCAUGUCCGUUUCUUGCUCUAGGAGGAAGACCGCAUCCACUGAAUCAACCAUCUUGCGCCGCAAAGAGAAAAGCGCAAUCCCUCCAUUCGGACCCCCCUUGUCCCCAAGGGAUCGACUCGCCUCCACCCAUUCUCCAAUACCCGGCUUUGCCAAAAUGGCCCAC
Messenger RNA from Bipolaris sorokiniana ND90Pr, 700 nucleotides. RefSeq lists its product as uncharacterized. NCBI's taxonomy places the organism in Eukaryota, Fungi, Ascomycota, Dothideomycetes, Pleosporales, Pleosporaceae. The transcript has a single exon. The coding region runs from base 228 to 473 and encodes 81 amino acids. The record is from RefSeq and is a predicted model, not a curated record.